CCAGACGGGGUGGUUUGAGUAUCUCGGAAACUGCUGAUCUCCUGGGAUUUUCACACACAACAGUCUCUAGAGUUUACAGAGAGUGGUGUGAAAAACAAAAAAAAAAUCCAGUGAGUGACAGUUCAGUGGGCAAAAAUUCCUUGUUAAUGCGAGAGGUCAGAGGAGAAUGGCUGGACUGAUUCAAGCAGGAAGGCAACAGCAACUCAAAUAACCACAGUUUGCAACAGUGAUGUAUCUGAACACACAACACGUUCAGCCUUGAAGUGGAUGGGCUACAGCAGUAGGACACCACAAACGUACGCUCAGUGGCUACUUUAUGAGGUACAGGAGGUAUCUAAUAAAGUGGGCAUUGGGUGUAUUUCCAAAUCAGGAUGAGUGGCUUGGAGGGCAACCUCCGGUGGGUGGUGCUCCCCACACGUUUGCUGGCUUUGUAAGGUGCUGUCUGAUGAGACCUGGUGACGCAGCGCAUCCCGAGAGCUGUAGAAGUUGCUGCCGCCCUGUGUCACGUGUUGUGAGUGAAUCAUUGUGGAUGGUGUGUCUUUAAGCAUGGCUGCUCCAUCCCGUUCUGGUUGUGGAUGGGGCGCCGAUAAACAGAGAUGCUCUGUCCUGCAUGGUGCCAAGCUUUUUAAGUAUUGUAUGUAUCUGGCCAAGUGGUGGGCAUUCCAUCACACUCCUGACUUGCUGUAAGAUCUUAUUAUUGAGUACUGGCAACUCCGAAAUGUGCGUCGAUAUCCUAGCGUUCAUUUUCAUGCUCAGUGUACGGGGAGGAGAGGAUUAGGCUUUGCAGGCUGACCACAGUAGUUCUUGAUGUCACUGGAUGUAGUACAGUUUAAAAAGUUGUGGUGAUUGUGUCUCGCUACACUGUGGGUUAGUAGCAUUGCUUUGUGAACCAUUUAGUUUUCCACUGUUUGUGUUAUGGUGCAGCUCGUGUGAAACAACUGUUUAUGCUAUUGACCACUCAGAUUACUCUGCCUUUAACAGAUAAACAUCCAUUUAUGCAACAUCUUCUACAUUGCUUUUGUUGUGACAUGAAAAAAGUCACUGGAGAGACUUACACCUAUGCUCGGUCUGCCAGAGAAAGCAGGAUCUCCCAGUGGCCACACAUUUUAAUUCCACGUCCCAUUCCCAUUCUGAUAUGCCUAUCCAUGGCCUCCCCUAUUGUCAAAAUGAAUCCAAACUCAGGUUGGAGGAACAACACCUUAUAUACCGGCUGGGUAGCCUCCAACCUGAUGGCAUGAACAUUGACUUCUCUAACUUCCGUUAAUGCCCCUCCUCCCCUUCUUACCCCAUCCCUGACAUAUUUAGUUGUUUGUUCUUUUCUCUCUCUCUGCCCAUCACUCUGCCGGUUCUCCAUCUCCCUCUGGUGCUCCCCAUCCCUUUCUUUCUCCCGAGGCCUCCCGUCCCAUGAUCCUUUCCCUUCUCCAGCUCUGUAUCACUUUCGCCAAUCACCUUUCCAGCUCUUAGCUUCAUCCCACCCCCUCCGGUCUUCUCCUAUCAUUUCACAUUUCCCCCUUCCCUUCCUACUUUUAAAUCUCUUAGUACCUUUCCUUUCAGUGAGUCCUGAUGAAGGGUCUCAGCUUGAAAUGUCGACAUUUUGUGUGUGUUGUUCAAAUUUCCAGCAUCUGCAGAUUCCCUUGUGUUUACCCUCAGAUCCCUCUUAAACCUUUCCCCUCCCCCUAAACCAAUGCCCUACUAGUUUUCCCUACCCUGAGCACUCCCUACCUUUUGAGGAACAUUGGGUGAUAAAAUGACAUUUUUUGGCUCUAAUUCUGUUCUGUAUUGUAAAAAUCGUACGUAAUUGAUGUUCCUCAUGUGAUUGCUGGUUAUAUUUACUUAUUUAGAGAUACAGCGCAGAACAGGCCUUGCCAGCCAUUUGAGCCACACUGCUAGUAACCCACCAAUUUAACUCUAGUCACAGGACAGUUUACAAUAACCAACUAACCUACUAACCAGUACAUCUUUGUACAGUGGGAGGAAACCAGAGUAUCCGCAGGAAAUCCACGUGCUCACGGGGAGGAUGUACAAACUCCUUACAGAGAGCUCUCGAACUGAACUCUGAACUCUGACACCCUGAGCUGUAAUAGUGUUGCGCUAACUGCUACAAUACUAUGGAGCCUAGACACAUAACAUAUGAUGCGUGAUGCUGCUACCAAGACCAUGGAAAGUUUCCUUCUCUUCCUUCUGGUGGCUGAGGGGGCAGUAGCGUCAUAUCGACCAGAAGGUCGCCCUCCCUGUGCAACCAUAGAGUCGGAAGCACGAUGUCAGAAUAAGUCCCUUAACGCAAUCCCUCUGGACCUGCCUCAAGACAUAUGGAAGCUGGAUUUAUCUGUUAACCACAUCCAAAUGCUAACCUUGCACAAUUUGACUCAGUACCCCUCCAUCCAGCACCUGGACUUGGAGUCCAACGAACUGGAGUUUAUUGAGCCUGGAUCAUUUGCCUCUCUACUACACCUUAAGGAGCUUAACCUUGCAAACAACCUCUUGGACCUGAGCAAAGAUGGACUUGGGAGACUGCCGCAUGUUGAAAGGCUGGACUUGUCUGGAAACAGUUUGUACACUGGUGUUGUCGAGGGUUUCCUAAAGGAGGCACCUUCGCUUGAGCAGGUAUCCUUGGCCAGGAACAGCAUCACCAAACUCUCAGACCAUACGUUUCAAGGGAACCCGUUGCUGAAACAUAUAAACUUACAGCACAACAUCAUCAUCAAGAUAGAAUCGGGGGCGUUUCAGUCACUUUCCAAUCUGGUUGCCCUCGAUCUCGCCAUGAACUCCAUCCCCUGCAUCACCGAGUUCGACCUCAAAAACCUUCAAGUCUUGAACUUGAGUAGAAACAGCAUCGAGCUUUUCACCAUGAAGGAACCUGGUGUAGAGUAUCAACUUCGGUGGCUGGACCUCAGCGAUAACAACCUGCCCUAUUUUCCCACCUUCCCCAAGAAAAACCACCUCAGGCACCUCGACCUGUCACGCAAUUGCAUCCAAGGGUUUUCCCUAGACGCCGUUAGUCACAGGAUGAACCAUCUAGCAGAGAGGCUGGACCACAAUGCCAAGGCUAACCAAAGCUGGACCACCCCAACUGCUCACCUGUCCGAUCUGGUAUACCUGGACCUGAGCUACAAUGAGAUAACCUCCAUCCCGUGGGAUCUCUUCCGGAGUAUGAAGUCCCUGAGGUUCCUCAACCUGAGCAAGAACUGCCUCCAAAGCUUUGUGGUAGAUGAGAUGAAUGUAUUGAACUCUCUGGUGAGACUGGACCUGAGCUCCAAUGCCCUGCAGAACCUCUUGCUCUCCAGCAGAGGCUUCCACCAUCUGAAAUACCUCUACCUUCAGGACAACUACCUUCAAAGUCUUCCUUCCAAUAUCUUUAGCAGCCUCUCCAGCAUCCAGAUCCUUAGCCUUCAAAACAACAAUAUCAGUGUGUGUCAGGGGAUUCCCAGGUAUGAAAGCCCCACCGAUGACUGCAUGUUCUUCUCUGAGAUCACAACGCUUCGGUAUUUAUAUCUGCACAACAACAACAUUAAAUAUUUGCCACCUCACGCAUUUCAUCAGACUCCUCUUUCCGAGUUAGAUCUGUCUCUGAAUCCUGGGAUCCAUAUCCACCCUGAGGGAUUUUCUGGUUUGGAAUUUCCCCUGACGUACUUGUCCUUGGGAGGCAAUGGUCUCUCUUCACUCAGCAUGAACCUGUCGCACUUUAACAACCUCAGAACGCUGGAUGUGUCCAACAACCGCCUGAGGGAGUUCCUGGUCACCACCAGGAACCUCUCUUUGGAGCACGUGGACUUGCGCAACAACACGUUGGACAGCUUGCAAGAGACGUCCAUGGAGGUGCUGAACGGGACGCUGAGGACCUUGCAGCUCUCGGGGAACCCGUUCAACUGCUGCCAGGCCACCUGGGUCAGGUGGCUGGCCCAGGUCGACGUGCUGGACAAGUGCUCGGUCUUGUGCUAUUACCCAACCGUCAACGGGCACUCGCAGGCGCACCUGUUCACCGCUCAGCCCGGUCUCUGCCAGGAGCUGCCACUGGACUGGACAAACUGGGGCAUCUUAAUGCUCAUCUUAGUGACUGCGCUCUUGGGGUUUGCCACACUUCUCGGCUGUUGCCUGGCACACAGGCAGCGAGUCAACAAAAUGUUUGUACACCAUGUAAAAGCUUAGCCGACUGAUGUAAUUCUUUGUUGAUAUGUAAAUGAAAUGGAAUGAGGUGAAUAAAUCUAUAUAUAGU
Messenger RNA from Hypanus sabinus (Atlantic stingray), 4213 nucleotides. RefSeq names its product leucine rich repeat containing 32 (gene lrrc32). Gene Ontology annotation, molecular function: protein binding. The coding region runs from base 2131 to 4146 and encodes 671 amino acids. Gene Ontology annotation, cellular component: cell surface; extracellular matrix. The record is from RefSeq and is a predicted model, not a curated record. The transcript is spliced from 3 exons. Lineage: Eukaryota; Metazoa; Chordata; Chondrichthyes; Myliobatiformes; Dasyatidae.